Messenger RNA from Lonchura striata (white-rumped munia), 1689 nucleotides. The record is from RefSeq and is a predicted model, not a curated record. Lineage: Eukaryota; Metazoa; Chordata; Aves; Passeriformes; Estrildidae.
AUGCUAACCGUCAGUCCCAUCACAUUGGGAUGUUGGCUCCAGGACAUCGUCAUACCUCCCACGCUCUGUGACAGCGCCAUGGCAGCUGCAACUGCCGGCUCAGAAUCUCAGCCCCUCUGUCUGGAAAACUCCUCCCGGGGGUCCCUCCUUCCCUGCCAUCAGCAGCUUCACCCACCAGGAUUUCAGUCCCUCCUUCCCAAGGUCACGGGCUACAGCAGCCCCAUUGUGAUCCUUCAGGAUAUGCCCAAACAGCCUGAAUUGCAGUCCUCCAUCAGAUACAAACCAAAGAGCACCAGAAUCAUCACCAGGGACCUUAUCCGGAGCCUUGUCAUUCCCCAAGAGAGGCCCAAACCAUCUCUCAUCGUUGGAGAAAAGGAAUACGAGAGGAUCAAGGAAUCAGCUCGAGCCCCGACUGAGGUGGAGCACUGGGACAGGCUGAAGACCCUGAGAGCCAGACAGGAGGCAGCUUUUGAAGCCCUGAAAAAGGCCCAGAUUGAGGAGCAGAGAAAGGCAGAACUGGAAGACAAGAGGGACCAUCGGAGAGAUGUGGAGGAGGUGCUGCAGCAGGAGGAGCAGAAGCUGCUGCAGCGGGCGGCAAGGAUGAGGUUGGAGCAGGAGGAAGACGUGCGGGAACUGAACGCGCUGUUCCUCAAUGCCAAGUGCAACAUGAUCCGGGACAAGCAAGUCCUGGAGAAGCGGAUGAUCCACAAGGAACUGGUGGAGGAGGAGAAGCGCCUGGACAAAAUGAUGGAAAUGGAGCGGGAGAAGGGCAUGGAGGUCCAGGAGGAGCUGGAGCGCCAGAGGAAGCAGGAGCUGAUAAGAGCCCGGCAUGACAUUGUGAAACAGAUGGAGCAGAGGGCAGAGGAGCAGGCAUUGAGGGCUGAGGAGCUGUACCAGGAGGGCCAGAGGCAGCUGGAGCGACUGGAGCAGAUGAAGAGGGAGGAUCGGAAGGCCUGGGAGCAGAAACAGGAGCGAUUAAAGCAAAUCCAUGCAGAUAUUAAACGUUUCAACGUGGAGAGCCAGAGGCUGAAGGAUCAACAGUGGGAACAGGACAGGCUGGAGGACGAGCAAGUGCUGAAGCAGCAGCGGCAGAAGGCUGAGCGCGAGGCUGCCUUGGAGGCAAAGCAGCAACAACUGCGCCUGGAGAAGGAAAAGGAGCUGGCCCAGCUCAGGGUCACACAGCAGCGGGCCCAGGACUGGCAGGCAGAGCAGGAUGCUCUGAGGGCCAAGAGGAACCAAGAGGUCGCAGACCGGGAAUGGCGGCGGCGGGAGCUGGAGAAGGCACGGAAGAAGGCUGAGCUGGCGCAGCAGCUGAAGCAGGACUGGCUGGAGCAGGUGGCCCAGAAGGAGCAGUACCUGGCCAUGCAGGUGGAGCAGGACCGCCAGGAAUUCCAGAGGGUGCUCAGGGCCCAUCAGGAGCAGCUGGAGCGGGAGAAGCUGGAGUGGGAGCAGAGAGAGCUCCGGCAGCGUGCCCAUGCUGAAUAUCUCCGGCAGCAGAUCCAGGAGCUGCAGCAGCAGCGGCAGCGGGAGCGGGCGGCCCUCAUUGCCGAGGGCCGGCAGCAGCAGCAGGAGGUCCGGCAGCGCAGCCAGCGCCUCGCCCAGUUCAGGCAGCAGAAGCUGCAGGAGUUCAGAGCCACUGGAAUGCCUGAAAAGUACUGUGCCCAGGUGGAGCACAAAGCCGACAGCUGA